UGGCGCUCGCGGCUGCCGUCCGGGAGGGAGGCCGGGCAGGCGGCGGAACGGCGCGGCUCUCAACCUCAGGGGGAAGUGGUCCGAGCGGCCGCGACUGACUGCCCCGGGGUGGACGGACGGACGGACGACGGAGGCGGGAGGUGGGAGCCGAGCCGGGCGCCCGAGGGAGCGAGCGGGUCAGGCUCAGCGUCGGCCACUCUGGUCGGUCCGCUGAAUGAAGUGCCCGCCCCGCUGAGCCCGGAGCCCGGCGCUUUCCCCGCAAGAUGGACGGUUUCGCCGGCAGCCUCGAUCUACUGUCUACCUGAAAUUGAUAUUUUGGAUAUGUUGUGAGAUGACAGUAUUUCUGCUGCCAGUACCUCUGACGUUCAAGAUCGCCUCUCAGCCCUUGAGUUACGAGUUCAACAACAAGAAGAUGAAAUCACUGUACUAAAGGCAGCUUUGGCUGAUGUUUUGAGGCGUCUUGCAAUCUCUGAAGAUCAUGUAGCCUCAGUGAAAAAAUCAGUCCCAAAUAAAGGCCAGCCAGGCCUUCGAGAAGCUAUUUCCAUGUCCUGUAUAACCAAUGGGAGUGGUGCAAACAGAAAACCAAGUCACACCAGCUCUGUCUCAAUCGCAAGAAAAGAAACUCUUUCAUCUGCUGCUAAAAGUGGUACAGAAAAAAAGAAAGAAAAACCACAAGGACAGAGAGAAAAAAAAGAGGAAUCUCACUCUAAUGAUCAAAGUCCACAAAUUCGAGCAUCACCUUCUCCCCAGCCCUCUUCACAGCCUCUACAGAUACACAGACAAACUCAAGAAAGCAAGAAUUCUACUCCCACCAAAAGCAUAAAACGACCAACAGCUGAGAAGUCACAUAAUUCAUGGGAAAAUUCAGACGAUAGCCGUAACAAAUUAUUGAGGGCAGUUUCAACAUCAAAAUUAAUAUCAAAAGUUAUAAAAAAUACAGACAAGCAUAAAGAUGUCAUCAUCAACCAAGCAAAAAUGUCAACCCGUGAAAAAAACAGCCAAGAAGGAGAAUAUGUUAAAAUGUUUAUGCGAGGUCGACCAAUUACAAUGUUCAUUCCUUCUGAUGUUGACAACUAUGAUGACAUCAGAACAGAACUGCCUCCUGAGAAGCUCAAACUGGAGUGGGUAUAUGGUUAUCGAGGAAAGGACUGUCGAGCUAAUGUUUACCUUCUUCCUACUGGGGAAAUUGUUUAUUUCAUAGCAUCAGUAGUAGUACUGUUUAAUUAUGAGGAGAGAACUCAACGACACUACCUGGGUCAUACAGACUGUGUGAAAUGCCUUGCUGUACAUCCUGACAAAAUCAGGAUUGCAACUGGACAGAUAGCUGGAGUGGAUAAGGAUGGAAGGCCCCUGCAACCCCAUGUCAGAGUGUGGGAUUCAGUUACUCUAUCUACACUGCAAAUUAUUGGGCUUGGAACUUUUGAGCGUGGAGUAGGAUGCCUGGGUUUUUCAAAAGCAGAUUCAGGUGUUCAUUUAUGUGUUAUUGAUGACUCCAAUGAGCAUAUGCUUACUGUGUGGGAUUGGCAAAAGAAAUCAAAAGGAGCAGAAAUAAAGACAACAAAUGAAGUUGUUUUGGCUGUGGAAUUCCAUCCAACAGAUGCAAAUAUCAUAAUAACCUGUGGUAAAUCUCAUAUUUUUUUCUGGACCUGGAGUGGCAAUUCACUAACAAAAAAACAGGGAAUUUUUGGGAAAUACGAAAAACCAAAAUUUGUGCAGUGUUUAGCGUUCUUGGGGAGUGGAGAUGUUCUUACUGGAGACUCAGGUGGAGUCAUACUUAUAUGGAGCAAAACUACUGUAGAACCCACACCUGGGAAAGGGCCUAAAGGUGUUUAUCAGAUCCACAAGCAAAUCAAAGCUCACGAUGGCAGUGUGUUCACACUUUGUCAGUUGAGAAAUGGGAUGUUAUUAACUGGAGGCGGAAAAGACAGAAAAAUAAUUCUGUGGGAUCAUGAUCUGAAUCCUGAAAGAGAAAUAGAGGUUCCUGAUCAGUAUGGAACGAUCAGAGCUGUAGCAGAAGGAAAGGCAGAUCAAUUUUUGGUAGGCACAUCACGAAACUUUAUUUUACGGGGAACGUUUAAUGAUGGCUUCCAAAUAGAAGUACAGGGUCAUACAGAUGAGCUCUGGGGUCUUGCCACACAUCCCUUCAAAGAUUUGCUCUUGACUUGUGCUCAGGACAGACAGGUGUGCAUGUGGAACUCAGUGGAACACAGGCUGGAGUGGACCAGGCUCGUAGAUGAACCAGGACACUGUGCAGAUUUUCAUCCAAGUGGCACAGUGGUGGCCAUAGGAACGCACUCAGGCAGGUGGUUUGUUCUGGAUGCAGAAACCAGAGAUCUAGUCUCUAUCCACACAGACGGGAAUGAACAGCUCUCUGUGAUGCGCUACUCAGUAGAUGGCACCUUGCUGGCUGUAGGAUCUCAUGACAACUUUAUUUACCUCUAUGUAGUCUCAGAAAAUGGAAGAAAAUAUAGCAGACAUGGAAAGUGCACUGGACAUUCCAGCUACAUCACACACCUCGACUGGUCCCCAGACAACAAGUAUAUAAUGUCUAACUCGGGAGACUAUGAGAUACUGUACUGGGACAUUCCAAAUGGCUGCAAACUAAUCAGGAAUCGAUCAGAUUGUAAGGACAUCGAUUGGACGACAUAUACCUGUGUGCUAGGCUUUCAAGUCUUUGGUGUCUGGCCAGAAGGAUCCGAUGGGACAGAUAUCAAUGCACUGGUGCGAUCCCACAACAGAAAGGUGAUAGCUGUUGCUGAUGACUUUUGCAAAGUCCAUCUGUUUCAGUAUCCCUGCUCCAAAGCAAAGGCUCCCAGUCACAAGUACAGUGCCCACAGCAGCCAUGUCACCAAUGUCAGUUUUACUCAUAAUGACAGUCACCUGAUUUCAACUGGUGGAAAAGACAUGAGCAUCAUUCAGUGGAAACUUAUGGAAAAGUUAUCUUUGCCUCAAAAUGAGAUUGUAGCAGAUGCUACACUCACCAAAGCCCCCAUCUCUGCCAUUGAGAGUGUCCUGCAGUCUGAUACUCCCACACCACCUCCUUCCCAGCCCUUAAACGAGACAGCUGAAGGAGAAAGUAGGAUAAGCAGUUCUCCCACACUUCUGGAGAACAGCCUGGAACAGACUGUGGAGCCCAGUGAAGACCGCAGUGAGGAGCAGAGUGAGGGGGGCAGUGAAGACCUUGAAACUUUGGAUGAGUUCAGAAGUCUUAAGUAUGCAAGUGUUUACGUGAUUGUGCCAUUCCAAAGUGCAUCAGAACUGUCAUUCCCUUCUACUGUCUUCUCAGGAGUAAUACAAGUCAGGUAUUUCAUCAUCAUUUGGUAAUAUACAAACUCCAGUGAACUCCCAAGGACACUCACAACAUUUGUAUUCACAUGCUGUAUGUAAGGGUGUGGGUAUGUGUGAAGGGGUGAGUGUAGACACUCACUCUGUGUGUGUAUCUCUAUAGAAGAAGAUAUGCACCACAUUGAAAAUACUCAGUGUGUAUCUCUGUGUAUAGAUAUAUGUACGUGUAUAUCUCUUUCCUUUUGUUUACAACUGUUCAAAAAAAAAAAAACCUCAAAGUAGUUCUCUUCAAGAGAAGGGAGAUAGACUCCAAGCAACCCAUCAUUUUUCAGUAUGUUUGUACAUAAUUGUCAGAGAGCAGCAGUAGCAUCAGGCACGUAUAUUUGCCUAUUAGCUGUGGUGACUGAAUCAUCAGGUCAGUAUGUGCUAUAUACCCUGCAAGAAAAAUACUAUGAGAUGAGCAAGUAGUUCCAGGAGAAGAAAAGGCAUUCUGUUAAGUACCUGGGGGAUACCGCUCUCCAUGAAAAGCAGGGAGUUUAUUUGAGGACAUGAGUCACCUUUGGGGUUGCUGUGUACAAUGAAAUUUAUAUUCGUGAUAUCUUGGGUGGUAGUUUCAAAGGACACUACUAAUACGCAGAAAGCGUUCCAGCUCUCUAUUGCUGGCAACUACUGUUUAACAGUCAAAUCUGUGAUAACGGUUGGAAGUGGGUGGGAUUAUGAAAUUGUAGACGUUUUUAGAAAAACUUGUGAAUGAAAAUAAAUCCAAGUGUUUCAUGUGAAGAUGUUGAGCCAUUUCUAUCAUGCAUUCCUGUCUUAUGGCAGAAAAUUUUGAAGAUUAAAAAAUAAAAUAAUCAAAAUGUUUCAUUUGUCUCUC
This is a messenger RNA of Hippopotamus amphibius kiboko, 4159 nucleotides long. It is a transcript of the gene EML4, whose product is annotated as EMAP like 4. Lineage: Eukaryota; Metazoa; Chordata; Mammalia; Artiodactyla; Hippopotamidae. Bases 544 to 3324 code for a protein of 926 amino acids. Gene Ontology annotation, cellular component: mitotic spindle. The record is from RefSeq and is a predicted model, not a curated record. Gene Ontology annotation, biological process: microtubule cytoskeleton organization. Gene Ontology annotation, molecular function: microtubule binding. The transcript is spliced from 26 exons.